UCUCACUAACUAACAAUCAAAAACAUCUUCCAACACAUGAACAAAAAUUAACAACAUUUACCCAACACCAAAGAUCACUAUUCACCUCACUUUAAUAUUUACUCUAAUUUCCCAUCUUCUUUACAUUUUUCAAAAAGGCGAAAUUCUCACCCCCAGAUCUUCAUUACAUUUUAAACAUAAAUCAUAAUUAGUACACAAAAUCAUCAAAAAGAUGAAGCCGCGGCGAUUACCGCUAGACCGGCCAUGGCUAGCGGUACCGUUAGCAGUUGCAGUGGUAUUCGCGGUGGCGUUUCUAGUGGUAAACUUUAAGGUGGUCACGACCAAGGCGGCAUUAUUUUGUGGAACGACGUCGUUGGUUGAUAGGAGCGUAAUACCUAUACAACUUCAUGCAGUUCUUCAUUACGCUACCACCCGUGACAUUCCCCAACAAUCUUCUGCUGAGAUCCGGGUUAGCUUCGAUGUGUUAUUCUCUCUUUACCCCUGUAAUUUCUUGGUAUUUGGGUUGGGCCAUGAUUCCUUGAUGUGGGCCUCAUUUAAUCCAAAUGGAUUCACUAUGUUUCUUGAGGAGGAUACUAGUUGGAUCAAGAAGGUUUUGACCCGGGCCCCAAAUAUACGGGUCCAUCCAGUGGCUUAUAAGACCCAUCUUUAUGAUGCUAAGAAUUUAUUGGCCCAUUAUAAGGCUGAGCCCAAUUGCUUGCCCCCUAAGUUGCAUCUACAAGGUAACACCAAAUGCAGGUUAAUCCUAAGUGAUCUAACCAGUGAGGUGUAUGACAAAGAAUGGGAUGUGAUAAUGAUAGAUGGACCAAAAGGGUAUCUUCCUGACUUACCGGGCCGGAUGGCAGCCAUCUACACGGCGGCGGUGAUGGCGAGGAUGAGGACACGGCCAGGGGUAACCCAUGUAAUUAUACAUGAUGUGAAUAGGAAAGUUGAGAGGGUUUAUGCUCAGAGGUUCCUUUGUAGAAAGCAUUUGGUCAAGGCUGUAGGUAGGCUUUGGCAUUUUGUUAUACCUCCGGCUUCUAAAGACCAAACUCUAAAGCCUAACACCUUUUUUUGUUGAUCUCAUUAUUUUUUGGCUUAAAUCAAUUAAUUCCGGUGGAAAUCAA
Molecule: messenger RNA, 1103 nt
Organism: Spinacia oleracea (spinach)
Lineage: Eukaryota; Viridiplantae; Streptophyta; Magnoliopsida; Caryophyllales; Amaranthaceae
Product: probable methyltransferase At1g27930
Exons: 2
Coding region: 212-1057 (281 amino acids)
Biological process (GO): xylan biosynthetic process
Source: RefSeq, a predicted model, not a curated record